CAAAGUAUGUUUCCAAACCAGACACACACCCAACCAUGAGUGCUUCGAACUGUGCCUCAGCUUUCCAAUGCGGUUUCUGGGAAUCUGGUACCAUGCUCAUCCUGGCCCAAUGACAAGCACCCCUCUGUUCAGUCUCCGAGAGACCCAGAAGUGCAUCUUGGGGUGGGGUGGGAGCUGGAGACAGACCAAACACAGAAAACGGGGUAUUGAGCCAAGCAUGCCCUAGCAGAACAAGCCUGGACUUGCUGGGUGCUUCCCGGUAGGGCCUCAACCGCACUGGGCACCUCCUUGGGAAGAAAGACAAGGGAGAGGGAAUCUGAAUCCUAGCACUGUUCUAUCCUGCAGGAAACAAAAUGACCUGAUUCUGAUCUUGGGCUUCAGCCUAGGGGCAGGGUAGAUCCAGAUCCGCCCCUUCUCACCUUCCUAUAACAUGAACUCCGGACGUGGGACUGCAUCCAACUAUCAUGACGCCUUCCACAAAACCUGAGACUUUCCUGCUAACCUCCAUGCUGCUCUGCACCCUCCUGGGUCUGGGGUACCCACUGAGCUGUGAGGUGUGUAUCAGGAAUGGAGCCAAAUGCACUGGAGUAAUGAAGACUUGCGCCCAGGACGAGGACUCCUGCAUCUCCGUCAUGACUGAGACUAACAACAAGGGCUCUGUGGACGUGACCAGCUACAAAGGGUGCGCGAAAUCCAGUGAGUGUGACCCGGAAUUCCUCUCCAUCACCGUGGCUCCGGAGAACUACAUGGGGUCCGACACGCGCUGCUGCCAGACCGAUGGCUGCAACCACAAACCCCUGCCGGCGAUCGUGAGAAACCAUACAGAGAAUGGCCUUCGGUGUCCUUCCUGCAUCACUGCCUUUUCGGAAACAUGCACUUCGACUCAGGAAGCGGUCUGCGUUGGUGAGGAAACCCACUGUGUCGCCGUGUCUGGCCUCGCACAGCCUGGUAUCAGAUUUGCGGCCCGGGGCUGUGGCACGGAGGCCGCCUGCCACAGCAAGCCUGGGACCCUGGUGCCCUCAGGCUCUCGUUUGUUGACCAUCAAGAAGACCAGCUGUCGUCCAAGCCCCCAGGCUUCUGGCAAGGCUGAGUGAGG
Molecule: messenger RNA, 1096 nt
Organism: Cervus elaphus (red deer)
Lineage: Eukaryota; Metazoa; Chordata; Mammalia; Artiodactyla; Cervidae
Product: phospholipase A2 inhibitor and Ly6/PLAUR domain-containing protein-like
Exons: 6
Coding region: 465-1094 (209 amino acids)
Cellular component (GO): extracellular region
Molecular function (GO): phospholipase inhibitor activity
Source: RefSeq, a predicted model, not a curated record